Neocloeon triangulifer is the source of this 511-nucleotide messenger RNA. It is a transcript of the gene RpL30, whose product is annotated as large ribosomal subunit protein eL30. The coding region runs from base 136 to 486 and encodes 116 amino acids. The transcript is spliced from 3 exons. Gene Ontology annotation, molecular function: RNA binding; structural constituent of ribosome. Gene Ontology annotation, cellular component: cytosolic large ribosomal subunit. Lineage: Eukaryota; Metazoa; Arthropoda; Insecta; Ephemeroptera; Baetidae. The record is from RefSeq and is a predicted model, not a curated record.
AAGAACGAAUGAACUUGAUCUCAAAAGUGGCCCAUCCCCCUAAACUUCCGCUUCCUCCUCCAUUCUCCAUUGAGUCUUGAAUAGCUGACGUCUCGCAGAGUGCCAGGAGGCCGCAAACUUUUUACAAAUUUCACGAUGGUUGCCCAGAAGAAACAGAAAAAGGCUCUUGAGAGCAUCAACUCUCGCCUUGCGCUGGUCAUGAAGUCGGGCAAAUGUGUUCUCGGCUACAAACAAACCCUGAGGACGCUGCGACAGGGCAAGGCCAAGCUGGUCAUCAUUGCCAACAAUACACCACCUCUGAGGAAAUCUGAAAUUGAGUACUACGCUAUGCUCGCAAAGACCGGUGUCCACCACUACACAGGCAACAACAAUGAGCUCGGUACUGCUUGCGGAAAGUACUUCAGAGUGUGCACACUCUCCAUCACUGACCCUGGUGACUCUGAAAUCAUCAGAUCAAUGCCUGCGUCUGAGGGUGGACAGCAAUAGAUGUACCUCAAAUAAAUAUAAAAUU